Messenger RNA from Dipodomys ordii (Ord's kangaroo rat), 2700 nucleotides. It is a transcript of the gene Dcaf11, whose product is annotated as DDB1 and CUL4 associated factor 11. NCBI's taxonomy places the organism in Eukaryota, Metazoa, Chordata, Mammalia, Rodentia, Heteromyidae. Gene Ontology annotation, molecular function: protein binding. The transcript is spliced from 15 exons. Gene Ontology annotation, biological process: proteasome-mediated ubiquitin-dependent protein catabolic process. The record is from RefSeq and is a predicted model, not a curated record. Gene Ontology annotation, cellular component: Cul4-RING E3 ubiquitin ligase complex. The coding region runs from base 359 to 1999 and encodes 546 amino acids.
GGCGUCGGGGGGUCUCUGAAUCCUAAGGCUUCUGAUUGGCUAGAUGAGAUUAGCUAAGAGACGCUUUCUUCCUUGAGAGGUUUUGAUUGGUGGGCCGGAGAGGUUACCUGGGAAUCCACCCCCUCAGGGGACUUGGAUAGGGUUGAGAAAGGUUUGUGUUCCUGGAGCCUUGGGAGUUGUCAUAGGCUAAAGAGAAGGAAUCCUAGUCCCUAGGAAGGGUCAUCCCCCCCACCCUAAUGAUAACUACCACCCUAUUUCAGGAGACCGUGUAUUUCUAGAGCAGGCUUUGCUUUCACCAAACUCAAGGAGGUGACAGGAAAAGCCCUUGCACAGGAUUUAAGGAUGCUGUGACCAGAAGAUGGGAUCCCGAAACAGCAGCAGCGCAGGAUCCGGGUCUGGAGACCCCUCCGAGGGCUUGUCCCGAAGAGGGGCUGGCCUGCGUCGGAGUGAGGAAGAAGAGGAGGAGGAUGAAGAUGUGGAUCUGGCCCAGGUACUGGCCUAUCUCCUCCGCAGAGGACAAGUGAGGUUGGUGCAGGGAGGAGGUGCAGCAAACUUACAACUCAUUCAGGCCCUCUCGGACUCGGAGGAAGAGCAUGACAGUGCCUGGGAUGGUCGUCUCGGGGAUCGAUACAACCCACCUGUGGAUGCAACCCCUGACACCAGGGAGCUGGAAUGCAAUGAAAUCAAGACACAGGUGGAAUUGGCAACAGGGCAGCUGGGACUUAGGCGGGCAGCCCAGGAACGCAGCUUUCCUCGAAUGUUGUACCAGAGAGAACGGGGCCUCUGCCACCAGGGAAGCUUCUCCCUUGGAGAACAGUCUCAAGUGAUGUCUCACUUCUUGCCCAAUGAUCUGGGCUUCAUUGAUACCUACUCUCAGAAGGCUUUCUGUGGCGUCUACAGCAAAGACGGUCAAAUAUUCAUGUCUGCUUGCCAAGACCAGACAAUUCGACUAUAUGACUGCCAGUAUGGCCGCUUCCAUAAAUUCAAGAGCAUCAAGGCCCGGGAUGUAGGCUGGAGUGUUCUGGAUGUGGCCUUCACCCCUGAUGGAAACCACUUCCUCUACUCUAGCUGGUCUGAUUACAUUCAUAUCUGCAACAUCUAUGGGGAAGGAGACACACACACUGCCCUGGAUCUAAGGCCAGAUGAGCGUCGCUUUGCUGUCUUCUCCAUUGCUGUCUCCUCUGAUGGACGAGAAGUACUGGGAGGGGCCAAUGAUGGCUGCCUAUAUGUCUUUGAUCGUGAACAAAAUCGGCGUACCCUUCAGAUUGAGUCUCAUGAGGAUGAUGUGAACGCAGUGGCCUUUGCUGAUAUAAGUUCCCAAAUCCUGUUCUCUGGGGGAGAUGAUGCCAUCUGCAAGGUGUGGGAUCGCCGCACCAUGCGGGAGGAUGACCCCAAGCCUGUGGGUGCACUGGCUGGACACCAGGAUGGCAUCACUUUCAUUGACAGCAAGGGUGAUGCCCGGUAUCUCAUCUCCAACUCCAAAGACCAGACCAUCAAACUCUGGGAUAUCCGACGCUUUUCUAGUCGGGAAGGCAUGGAAGCUUCACGCCAGGCUGCCACACAGCAAAACUGGGACUAUCGCUGGCAGCAGGUACCCAAAAAAGCUUGGCGGAAGCUGAAGCUCCCAGGGGACAGCUCCUUGAUGACAUACAGGGGCCAUGGGGUGCUACACACCCUUAUCCGCUGCCGAUUCUCCCCAACUCAUAGCACAGGCCAGCAGUUCAUCUACAGUGGCUGCUCCACGGGCAAAGUGGUUGUAUAUGACCUCCUCAGUGGCCACAUCGUGAAGAAACUGACGAACCACAAGGCGUGUGUGCGUGAUGUCAGUUGGCACCCCUUCGAGGAGAAGAUUGUCAGCAGUUCGUGGGAUGGAAACCUGCGCUUGUGGCAGUAUCGCCAGGCUGAGUACUUCCAAGAUGACAUGCCAGAGUCGGAGGAAUGCUCCAGUAUCCCUGCCCCAGUGUCCUCUCCCUCUGUUGCAUUUUCCUCUCCCCAGUAGAUCCGACCUUCAGUCCCAUAUAGAGUGAACCUCUCUACAGGUUUUCUGCCUUCCUUUUCCCUAUUCCCUUCUGGGAAAUACGUGGAGGAAUCAUUGGCAGUAGAUGGCAAGAAAUAGAAGCCAGGCUCUGGGCCCCACCUGAGCCCUGAAGAGCCAUCCCACAGGGCCAAGUUAUCCUCAGGCAUUUACACCCAAUCAGCUUGGGUCUCUCUCUCUCUGGCUAGUCUGGCCGGGCUGUCAUUAUCUUGAAUGUGACUUUUGUCAGCAAGAGAACUGGCCUGAAUAUGUUGAAUCAUGUUUGGAUGUUAUGUGUGAUCCUGAGGCCAGAUGUGAUUAGACUGUCAGCCACGCUUGUUGCCCAUGUCUUCACAUCAAGAAUUAGAUUGGCCAGUGAAGUCAGGUAUCCUGGCCUUCCUGAGGUCUUUAGGGGAGGACAGAGUGAAUAGAGGUGUUUCCUAAGCACCCUCCUGGGGUGGGGACUAUGUCUUCUCUCAUAUUUGGGUCUUUGGGGUUGCAUAGGUUGUGGUAUGAGAGGCAGGAUUCUCCAGAACUUUGUAUAACCCAACACAGGGCAGGCCCUACCUUCCCAGAGGGUCCUGAUUAUUAUGCUGAAUAUCAGCAGCUUCAAGAAAGGGUAUUGAAGUAGGACUCUUUUGUCCUCUCACUGGCUUUGGCUCCCUCAAUAAACUCUGGGAACCUGG